CUCUAUAUAGCUCCAGGGCAUCGUUUCCCUGAGGGCUCCCAGGAGGUGAGGGCCAGGUGAGGUGCGGACCAUUAGAAGUGAGUAGUUUAGUGUAAGACAACGGGAUCAGAUGGUUUGAGGGACACAAAGUCUGUGGGCAGGAAGAAUCACAGGAGAGGGUAGAGUCCAGGAAUAAAGAGGACAGGGUCUCCCGCCUUGGCCCCAGGUCACCAUGCCGCUGGCUAUGUUGUUGCUGCUGCUGCUGCUACUGUCCCCAGACUCCCAAACUGCCCAUGGGCAUCCACUGUACACGCGCCUGUCCCCCGGCGCCCUGCAAGUUUUAUCUGCCCAGGGGACUCAGGCAUUGCAGGCUGCCCAGAGGAGUGCCCAGUGGGCCAUAAAGCGCGUGUUGAUGGAGAUCCAGCACAGACUACAUGAAUGCCAAGUAGGACCUGGACGCCCUAGACCUCAAGCCCCCCUCCUCCAGGACCCACCGGAGCCAGUACAAUGUGGAGAAAGACAUCAAGGCGUUGCCAACACGACCCGGGCUCACGGCCGCAUAGUCGGUGGCAGCACGGCUCCCUCGGGGGCCUGGCCUUGGCUAGUGAGGCUGCAACUUGGAGGGUUGCCUCUGUGCGGGGGUGUCCUGGUAGCAGCAUCCUGGGUGCUCACGGCUGCACAUUGCUUCGCCGGUGCCUCGAAUGAGCUUCUGUGGACUGUGAUGCUCGCCGAGGGGCCUCAGGGGGAGCAAGCGGAAGAAGUGCAGGUGAACCGCAUCUUGCCCCACCCUAAGUUUGACCCGCAGACUUUUCACAAUGACCUGGCCUUGGUACAGUUGUGGACGCCUGUGAGCCCAGAGGGGCCUGCGCGCCCCAUUUGCCUUCCCCAGGGUUCUCGGGAGCCUCCUGCCGGCACCCCCUGCGCCAUUGCAGGCUGGGGGGCUCUCUUCGAAGACGGGCCUGAGUCUGAGGCAGUGAGGGAGGCCCGCGUUCCGCUGCUCAGUGCAGACACCUGUCAAAAGGUCCUGGGGCCUGGGCUGCGGCCCAGCACCAUGCUCUGCGCUGGUUACCUGGCAGGGGGCAUCGACUCAUGCCAGGGUGACUCCGGGGGCCCUUUAACCUGUUCCGAGCCCGGCCCGCGCCCCAGAGAGGUCCUCUUUGGAGUCACUUCUUGGGGAGAUGGCUGUGGGGAACCAGGGAAGCCUGGGGUCUACACCCGUGUGACCGUGUUCAAAGACUGGCUGCAGGAGCAGAUGAGCGCGGGCCCCUCCACUCGCGAGCCUAGCUGCAGAGAACUUCUAAAUUGGAACGCUCGGGAAGAGGAGCCGUUCACGGACGCCCCGGGCCUCUGUGCCUUCUAUGCGCGCCAGUGCCUAGGGUCCGAGAGCUCCUGUGCGCGCCUAGCGCUCCAACAGUGUCUGCAGCGCAGGCGACGGUGCGAGCUACGGUCACUGGCGCACACCCUGCUUGGUCUGCUGCGGGGCGCCCAGGAGCUGCUCGGCCCCCGGCCAGGAUUGCGGCGUGGAGUCUCCGCGCCCGCUCGCUCCGCGCCGUCGCUCCAGGAGCUUCCCGGUCACAAUCCCCGAGAACAGCGGUUAUACUCAGGAUCGCGAAUUGCGGGAACCUGGCUCCAGAAACCAAAGCCGGAGCGGCGCCCGGAAACAAAGGGCUGCCCUGGGCUGGAGCCUCUGCAACAGAAGUUAGCGGCUAUUCAGCGAGCGCAUGCUUGGAUCCUACAGAUCCCAGCUGAGCACUUGGCCAUGAACUUUCAUGAGGUGCUGGCAGAUCUGGGCUCCAAGACACUGACAGGACUCUUCAGAGCUUGGGUGAGGGCCGGUUUGGGGGACCAGCGUGUGGUCUUCAGUGGCCUAGUGGGCUUGGAACCUUCCACACUGGCUCAUAGUCUCCCCCGGCUACUAGUGCAGGCCCUGAAGGCCUUCCGCUCAGCUUCCCUGACAGAAGGAGAGCCCCAGGCACCCUGGAUAGGUGCUGAUCAAGGACAGAGGCUGGGAAAGGAGCGCCAGGGCCAACUCCAGCCUCCUGUUCCCUGAACCAGGCAACCCUGUGAUGGUCACACUGUCCUGGGGGCUAAAGCGGUUGUGUGAGACAUACAAAGUCUCUCUAUUCCAGUUGAUCUUGGAUGUGUGGAUAGAGUGGGGAUCCUGGAUCUCACUCAUCUUCUUCAAUGUGUCACCAGACACGCAUGGCUGCUUUAAUAAAUGUUAUUUAUACUCUA
Molecule: messenger RNA, 2214 nt
Organism: Mus musculus (house mouse)
Lineage: Eukaryota; Metazoa; Chordata; Mammalia; Rodentia; Muridae
Gene: Prss56
Product: serine protease 56
Exons: 13
Coding region: 212-2029 (605 amino acids)
Biological process (GO): camera-type eye development; proteolysis
Cellular component (GO): endoplasmic reticulum membrane
Molecular function (GO): serine-type endopeptidase activity
Source: RefSeq, a predicted model, not a curated record